CAUAAGUAAUUGUAGUUUAAUGGAAGAUGACAAAACUAAUAAUAUGGGGGUUCCAUGUCCAAAUCCUAGUUAUAGCAUAAACUAAUACCCCUAUUUUUUGAUGUUCUAGCCCAAUCCAAAGGUGUGCCAUGGAACACCCUAUUUACAUGCUACCUCCGCCCCUGACUGUAGAGGUGCAACUCAACCCUCAUUUUGCAGUUUGUUUGAUAUGUCGAGAGAAGCAUAUAUAUGGGUUUUGCAUGCUUCCAUUCCUUUGCGAUUUACCCUCAGUACCCCUCCUACGACCGCAAAACAAUCCCAGUCUAUUGCUAAUAGUCGUUGGCCCUUCUCCAAUCUCGAUCUCAUAGCCUCCUACAUCCCAGCUAGUACUCCAAAGAAUUACGCUCUCGGAUAAAAGUCAUGUACGUACACUUCGAGAUUCGGUAAUUCACGACUUUUUGGAUUUUCAAAAAAUCGCGCUUCUUUAUUAUAGGGCGGGAUUGUGGGACCUAAAUCCACGAGUUGAGUAACCUAAGUUGUUCCUCUCAACAUCUGUCUUCUUUUUUUUCUUAAUUAACUCUAGUUUAGGUUGGUGAACAAAUUUGAUUCUCCAAUCAUAUAAAAUUAUUUCGCGUCGAUUUUAACAAACAAAAAGAAAUUAUUUGGCGUACAAGAAAAGAAAAAAGCACCCUCGUGGUCAUUUUAUGUCGACUCUUGAUUUCAAAAACUCAACUAAACUGACAAUAUAGACCGACCACGCCAACUGACGUACGUACAGUACAGAUUGCAAUCCAUAAUAUUGAACCAUCACCAUUCAUUCACCACUAUUUGUGUAAACAGUAAACCUUAUCUUUUGACCAAAAAAAGCCAAACAUAUAUAUUAUGCGUCCAUACUAAACUUAUUAUGCGUCGAUGAUUUCCCCAUCUCCCUCCUCCACCCUCUCUCUCUAGCAAUAAAUUAAAUCCUAGCCGUCAAAGAGCUCCAUCACCGACCUCAAUUACCGACGCCCGUCUCCAUCACCGUCGCUCAAACCGUACGUCUCCCCGUCAAACUUCCGACAAGCCAAUGUAAUAAACUAGCUCAGACACCCAUCCCCAAACCCUCAUUUAUUUUCAUACAAUAAGAACUCUCACCUACCACCCGGCCGGCCAUGCCAGCACGUUCUCGUCAUGUUGAAUAACCUAGCUACCAAGUGGGAGUGAUUUGACUGAUUUCGCCCAAAGAAGUUGGGAAGAUGUGAUAAUAAGAUUUUCAAUGAUCCGGACAUGGUCUGGACUAGUGUUUUUUUGUUUGAUUCCUCUUGCCUCUAAUAAUAAAUCGUCGGUGGCACAUAAUUCAAAUCAAUUUCGACCAGGAAAAAAGACAUGCAAUGAGUAAAUUCAUGUAUAUGUUACCAGCUGGUUAUAGUCGUUUCGAUUUAAAAUCCGGGUACGAUCGAUUUCUACCACCAAGCACAAUCAUGUUGAAAAUCCAAGAAAGUAAUUCUUAUUUUUCUUCAGCGCUUCGUAAACCAAAUUCCUCCGUCGUAUGACGAUCGACGAGCUAGAUUCCACCGGGAAAGCUCGCAUAUAACAAGCUAGAUUUUUUUGGUUAAUUAUUCAUAAACUCAAAUCUUCAUAUUAAUUUACCAAACCAAUUAUUUUUGGUUUCGAUAUUUGAGUAGUUCGAAACUUGAUUCUGAUUUAGCAGGGCCAGAUUUUCCCACCACAGAGAGUCAGACUCAGAGACAGCACAUAUAUAGAAAGAAAAAAAAAACAAAAGUAGUAAUUAUUUGUCUGUCCUCAGCUACCUCUUCAGCCUUAUCAUUGUUUUUCCUUUCCCGUCUGAUAGUUCAUGCAAAUACAGUCAUUAAUUAAGUGGCAAUAUAUAUAUGCAUUAUGCAUCGCAUCCCGCGCUUCGGUCGCCGGCUACGGCUCAUUCCAAUUCCAAUUCCAAUUCCAAUUGGAGGCCAGGUGGGUGAAGUAAAGGAAGGAUAAGUUUUUUGUGUGACCGGAGAUCGAUUUUAGUUUGGGGAAGCUGUAGGGAUUUUCGUUUUUCGAAAUAAUAGUUGUAGGGUUAGUGUAAAAUUUCCAUAGGAAGGAACUUGUGAAUACAUUACAUUUCUGUCAUUAAAUUACUACAAAACCUGUAUAUUUUAUAAUAUUCUGGUUAAAUCGAGUUAAAAUGAUCAGAUCAUUAACGUUUAUCCCACUUGAUCAACCGGGCGAAACCGCAACUUUGAUAUUGCUUUUAGUUAGAACAUUGAAUGUGUCACCGACCGACGAUUUUGUUUUCUAUAUUUGGAUCCGUUUGAACUUACUUGUUGGUUAUUAGUUUAAAUUUGAUAGAUUACUUAAUUAGUCUAAACAGUAAGUACAAGAGCAUAGCUUCAAAAAUCAUGAGUCGAAUUAAGUGAUCAUUAAAAUUUUACAUAUAAUGUAGUAUUCGAGGUCGGAGAAUAAGACAGUUGGAAGUCUCGAUCACUAGCUCCCUCUAGCUCCGAAAACAAACAUAUUAAUAUUGAACAGAACUUGAAAUUAUCGUGAAUAUAUAUAAACCUGAAUUUACUGUUCUAGACCGAAAUUAUCUUAAACCGUAGCUCACAUCCCUUGAAUCCAUCUCGGCUAUGCAUGCCAUAUUGCCUUGCUGAUACUUAAUAAAUUGAAUUUUUAAUUCUUUUUUACGACAAGAAAAGAAUCGUUAAUUACCAGUUUACCACCAUUGUCAUUUUUCCCCCACAUGUUAUACAUUUUAAGAAUUCAUGCUCAGAUCUAAGAAGGAUUAUCAACAGGGAUGGGAUUAGGUGCUAACCCUUAUAGGGAUUAGUACCGUGAUAACUAGCAAAAAAUGCUACUAAAAUAAUGAAAUCACUACGGAUUAUUAUAAAAUCAAUACAAUAUCUAAGCUAAAUCACUACUAAUUCAAACUAGUAGUAGUUUUUCCCUUGAUUAGGAUGGUGCUAACUAUUGUACAAUUAGCACCGUAGCCGUUCCCUUAUCAACAAAACCAAUAAGUUUUUCCUCCACAUCUAACUCAAUAAAUAUCGGCAAUACCGAGUGAGUUGAGAGCCACCAAACCAAAUCAAAUCAAACCAAUCUUCUUCUUCUUCAAUCGACCGUCGUCAUGGCCUACAACUACCCGGUGAUCGAUCUGGCCCCUUUCAUCACCGGCGGCGAUGCUAAGAAGAAGGAGGAGGUGAUAGAGAAGCUGAGGGAAGCUUGCUCCGACUACGGCUUCUUCGUGGCGGUCAACCACGGCAUUCCGGACCAAAUCAUGGACAAAACCAUGGACGCGACCAUUGAUUUUUUCAACCUCGAUUUGGAGGAGAAACUCAACAUCACCACUCCGCCGGGAGCUCCUUUCGCCGCCGGCUAUACCAAGGAGCCGGCCAAAUCGGAGCAUUGGCAGAUGUGCACCCCCGCCCCCACCAACGUUUUCCCGGCCAACCCUCCACACUUUAAGGAGACAACGGAGGAAAUGUGGUGGAAGUUGGAUGAAGCGGCGGUGUUGGUCCAGAGCUUGUUGAACGACUGCCUGAGACUCCCGAAAGGAACGUUGGCCAAGUACAACGACGACAGGGGAACCGAUGUUCUGAUGGGAUUCCACUACCUGCCGGCGACGGAGACCGACCAGACCGCGGUCAACGCCCACAGGGACAGCGGUCUCUUUACUUUUGUGUUCGGGAAUGAAGUUGAAGGUCUUGAGUUUCUGAAAGAUGGCGAGUGGAUUCCCAUCGAUCACAUCCCUCAUUCCCUCGUUAUCAACGUCGCUGAUGCCCUCCAGGCACUGAGCAACGACAAGAUGAAGAGCCCAACCCACAGAAUAUUGGCGCAGCCGGGGAUAAGCCGAUACGCCUUCGUGUACGCUUACUUGGUAGCAGAAGACAAAUGGGUUGAGCCGAUGCCCGAGCUGAUUGGUCAGACCAACGAGUCACCCAAGUUCAAGAAGUUCAAUAUCAAAGAGCACAUGGCGCUGAAGCACGUCUUCAAGAACCCUCCCCACUGGAACGACGUCGUCGGCGUUCAUUACCAUGCCAUUGCUCCCUCCGUCGGCGCCACCGCCGUCACCACCAACUGAUCGCUGUUGUUUGAAAUCUCGAUUGUUCGAUGUUGGCCGUACGUAAGAAUAAUUGUUCGUUGUUGGCCGUUAGUUGGCAAGAGUGGACUGUGUCGAGGUAAUGUGAUUGUGUCUCGGUUUGAUAAAAUAAUUAAGGGUCCGUUUGGCGAAUGUCAUUUAUUGUGCAAGGUGUUUUUAUAAAAUGCGUGUAUGUGGUUUUAAAGGAUAAAAUGGGUAGGAUAAUGCGAUAUAUAUCUGGCAUCCGGCACUUAUUAAUCACUAACAUUUUAUCUCGAGUUUUUAUUUAUUCCAAGGUAGAUCUCACGAGUAAACUCCCACACAAAAAAAAAAAAAAAAAUCUCACGAGCAUGUAAUUGCUUUUUUGUAAUUAAGGUUUAUUUGAGAGAUUUGAAGAAAUUCGAACCUACUACUUUCAAAUUCUAGGCUAGUGGUAUUAUUAUUAUAAAAAAUCUUCAAUUAAUAAAAAUUUGAGUUCUCCCGUUGGCGAGAGUUUUUCGGAUAGAAAUCCAACUGGGUAUCUCGCCGUAGUUUAAGUUUCGGACUACAUUUGAAAAUCGCAAUCAUAUGGUUGUCGUCUACAAGAGAGGUCCAUAGUAGUUGUAGACAAGGAGAAGGAAAAAUUUUCCGUUAUAUAGCAAUGAAAGCAAGAGUGAGUGCUUUUUUCCCCCUUCAACAGUAUAAGAAACACUAGCUCUACCUCAAGCGAGCUAGGGUUUACUAACCGACCCAAGCCACCCGAAAAAUAGAAGUUUUUAUAACUCAAAACCCAAAUGACGUGAAAUUGAUUAAUUCAUAAUUUUUUGGUCUGAUUGGGUGGGUUAGCGGGUCGUCCCGUUAUACUCAUUUCAUUUCAUAUGUUACUCCCAAAAUGAUAAAAUCACUCAUUUAUUAGUGAGAUGUUUAAAAUAAUUCACAAGAAUGUGAAAGAUAUGUUUGGAGUUCAAGAAUAAUCAAAUAUAAUGUGUUUCUUGUUUUAGUAUUACUUUUGUGAUUAUUUUUUGACAUAUGUUAAUCAACGCGUGUUAGGUAAAAAUGGGUGCCGAAGGUAGUAUUGUUGGCUCUUACUUUCCCCACUCCUUGUUGCCGAUGGCCGAUGGGUAAUCCUCUCACCUCAGCUUCGGCUGUCCUGCCAAAAAUUUAAAGACAAUGUUUCCAAUCGCCCCACCGCCUGCUCCAGCCAGCAAUUAGCUUCUCCUCUAUGAGUCUCCGAAUGAAAGUUCUCCGAACUCUUAUGUAAUAAAUUGUUGGAUCAUAUAAGAUCUGGCGGUGGUGAUUGUUCAUCCAUCGAGAUCGGAUUUCUCGAUCUCAAGUCAAAUCGUAGAAGAAUGGUGGCGGCAACAGUUAGAAAUAGCUGCGAUUUCAGAUGAACGACGAGGACGACGACGGGGAUUUCAGAUCUCCCAAGGACGGUUUACUGAGGACGGCGGCGACGACAGUUAAAGAGAACUAGCAUAUCGAAGAACGACGAACGCCAAGAUAAGAGAUGCGAGAGAAUGGCAGCGGCGGGAUUCAGAUUUUCCAAGGACGGGGGAGGCAAGAGUUAGCGGGUGCGUGCUCUGGAUGGUGGAGGAGUCGGAUCGGUGGCGGAUUUUAUGGAGAAUUCAGUUGGGGAGGUUUGUUGGAGGGUUGUGAUUUCCUGGGGAAUUAAUCCUCGGAUGGUAAAGUUAGAGACGUAGGAGGGUUUUUUGGCAUGAUUUUUUUCUUCCUUAUAAUGAGGUGUAAAUUAGUUUUUUAAUUUUUAAUUUUUUAAUUUGACAUGUCAUUAGUUUAACGGUCUAGUCAACUGUUCUGUUUGUCACGUUAUCAAAAAAACUGACGGAGGUAACGGAAACAGACGGCUCGUGGCCAAACGCGAAACAAUUUGUAAAGUUAGUGGCGAAUAAAAAAGGAAAGUAAUU
Linum trigynum is the source of this 5934-nucleotide messenger RNA. NCBI's taxonomy places the organism in Eukaryota, Viridiplantae, Streptophyta, Magnoliopsida, Malpighiales, Linaceae. The record is from the annotation of a GenBank genome assembly.